This is a messenger RNA of Hibiscus syriacus, 1064 nucleotides long. Its product is annotated as syntaxin-72-like. The coding region runs from base 276 to 1064 and encodes 262 amino acids. Gene Ontology annotation, molecular function: SNAP receptor activity; SNARE binding. The transcript has 8 exons. Gene Ontology annotation, cellular component: endomembrane system; membrane; SNARE complex. The record is from RefSeq and is a predicted model, not a curated record. Gene Ontology annotation, biological process: vesicle fusion; intracellular protein transport. NCBI's taxonomy places the organism in Eukaryota, Viridiplantae, Streptophyta, Magnoliopsida, Malvales, Malvaceae.
ACUCCAACUCCGGCAGCGGGCGGCGGCGAAAAUGAAGCCUCGUGGUCCGCUACUAAACCAUAGUAGUAGAAUUUGAGCUGUUGCAUCAGUUUUCAGUUCUCAUACCCAUGUAUCCGCUCCACCAUGAAUUUCCCCUCCAAAAUUAGAAACACUACAUGCAAACAUAACAAUUCAUGGAGCUUGAAUCGGUAAAAGAAAAACCAAAUCCUUUUCUCAUUUUCUCCUAUUUCUUUCAUCAUUCCACUUUGGUACUUCCCAAAAACUGAUAGUUUAAAAUGACGGUGGUUGAUAUACUUUUCCGAAUCGACGAAAUCUGCAAGAAAUACGAAAAGUACGAUCCCGAGAACCAUCGCGAAGCCAGUGCCUCUUCCGAUGAUGCCUUUUCUCGCCUCUACGCUACCGUCGACGCCGAUAUCGAUAGGACUAUCGAGAAAGCUGAGAAGGUUUCUACGGAGAAGAGUAGAGCAACGGCGGUGGCAUUGAACGCUGAGGUUCGUCGGACAAAGGCUAAAUUGAUGGAAGAAGUCCCUAAGCUUCAAAAAUUGGCUAAAAAGAAGGUCAAGGGACUUUCCAAAGAGGAGCUAGAAACUCGCUUCGAACUGGUACUAGCGAUUAUUGAACGGAUUAAAGCCAUUCCAGAUGGAUCUACACCUUCUAUGAACCAGAUCGGUGGAUGGGGGACUUCAUCAUUGAACCAAAAUAUCAAAUUUGACUCGUCAGAGGAGUGUUUCUCUAGUGAUUUUUAUGAACAAUCGGAAGAAUCGGACCAAUUUAGAAACGAAUAUGAAAUGAGGAAAAUGAAACAGGAUGAAGGACUUGAUGCGAUAUCAGAAGGUUUGAAUGCACUGAAAAAUAUAGCUCUUGACAUGAAUGAGGAAUUAGACAGACAAGUUCCUCUGAUGGAUGAGAUAGAUACAAAGGUUGACCAGACGGCAUUGGAGCUUCGAAAGAAUAAUGUCAGACUGAAGCAAGCCAUUACCGAGAUAAGAUCCAGUCGGAAUUUCUGCAUUGACAUUAUUCUGCUGUGUAUAAUUCUGGGUAUUGCUUUCUAUUUAUACGAGUAA